Amoebophrya sp. A25 is the source of this 976-nucleotide messenger RNA. The record is from the annotation of a GenBank genome assembly. Lineage: Eukaryota; Dinophyceae; Syndiniales; Amoebophryaceae.
CUCACUGUUCGUAGAAGACGCCAGACUCACUGUUCGCAGAUGAUGAUGUUUUCACAGAAGAAGGACGUGGCCUCUGUCGGUGUUUCGGUUCCUCGAGAUGUUUGUUGAAUAAUAAUGUGUUGCGCCUCAAGCGAUAAUCUUCGCCUUCGUGGUAGGUGGGUCACAACUACUCACGACACAGGUCAUCUCUGGAUCGCACAGACCAUCAUACUGUGAAAGAUGGCCGCGCAGUCUCGCGGAGGGCGAUUGACCCAGGGAGCGGGUACGCAUCUAGCCAGUUGGCUUCAGGAAGUCGGCAACAUACCUGAAGAAGAGGCGCUCGCUUGGUUGGGAUUGGGAGAGGAAGAAGAACAAGGUGAGCACGAGCGCGAAAACAACAAAAUAGAAGAUGCGAGGAAAUUCGUCGCAGAGUUACGCAAAAUACACGGGAAAAACUGUGGACACAGUGGGCCACUAGUAGACGCCGAUGCUAGUGGAGAUUUGAUCGUCACGAAGUGCGCAAAUUCUAUGCGACUCUGGCGAAAGCGGGGUGGGUCGCUGCUGCGAGUUGUCGGUGGAUGCCCUGGAAAUCGAGUGGCCUUUUCACCAUCCGGGAGCAUUAUUGUGACGCUGAGUUACAACAGCCUGCUGGGACAUAGAAAAAAUUUGAAGAUUUGGGGCCCAGCGGGGGCCAGUGCUGUAGGAUGCGGAAAUACAAAGAUUACUGCCGGAAAAGUGCCGUAGCAUCUUCUUUAUUUAUCCAUUCACAUCAAGAUGCUGUGGAGGAGAAGCCGCCAUCAAGGAAUAGAAGUGCGCUGAUACACCAUGUGCUGAUAUUACAGUUUAUUUCCGUCAACAGUCUAGAAAACGAAUUGCGAUGAUGUUGUUUUCAUAGAAGAGGGACGCAUCUGUUGGUGUUUCGGUUCUAUCACACAAUAUGCAGCCUAAAUUAUUCUCGGAAGGUCCUAUUAUUCUCGGAAGAUGUUGAGAGAGGGAG